This is a messenger RNA of Diorhabda sublineata, 2011 nucleotides long. RefSeq lists its product as uncharacterized. The transcript is spliced from 3 exons. The record is from RefSeq and is a predicted model, not a curated record. Bases 89 to 1072 code for a protein of 327 amino acids. Lineage: Eukaryota; Metazoa; Arthropoda; Insecta; Coleoptera; Chrysomelidae.
CAAGACUGUCAUUGCGUCUUGAAUGGCGUCACACCUCGUGAAACAGCUGUGAUUGUUGAUGACACUCAAUCGAGUUUUUUAAUAAAUAAUGAAUUGCUCAUAUUAUAAAUACUGUAUAGUGCCCCAAUGUAAAAGUACAACGAUAAAAACGCCAGACAAAUUAUUCAUAUACGUUCCAAACAAUAAAAAAAUACGAAGAAUGUGGUUAAAAAUGGCAAGGAGGCAAGAUGCUCUUACCUUAUCAACUAAUUCCACAAUUUAUUUCUGUGAAGAUCAUUUUGAUUUGCCAAACGAUAUGAUUAAUUAUACAGAGUAUCAUAUUAUGGGCAAAGUCUCUAAAGUGCGCAUGAAACCAGGUUGUAUACCAAGGAAGUUCGAAUGCCAAGAAGAUAGAAGGAAACGGACGUGCAGGUAUAAGGAACGACCAUAUAUGUUGAAAAAACAAAGAAUGUCAAUAAUCGCAGAGUGUUUGAAUGAACCAGAACAAAGUAGUACCUUAAGUUCUUAUAUCCAGGAUACUUCUAAUACAAGUUCAGAUUUUAAAAUAGUUGGAGAAAAUGUACCCAAAACACAUGAAACUUUAUGUGAACUAACAUCGAAUAAAUCUGUUCAAGCAUUAAUAACACACAAAUGCAGAAGUAAAGCUAUCCAGACUACAAUUAAAUCAACAGAAAAUGCACUAUCAUCAUUGAAACCACCAAAAGUAUCUACCUCCACAUCCCCAUUCAAAUCAGAAACUAUUAUAAAUUCAAGUCCUUCUAUGUCCGGUCUCAGCAAAACUACAAGAAAUAUGUCUAAUGAAGCAGAACAGUCAGAUAGUGACAUUUCUUUAUAUGUACUAUCUACAUCUACCACCAGCUGCUCGCCUGUGCAUUCUUUGAAAGUAGAAUCUUCUUAUGACUGUAGUGAAUUUAUUGAAGAAGACAAAAAGGUAGAAGCAAAAGAGGCCAUAUGGAAUGUGAUUGAAAAAAAUGAGAAUAGGCCUCGACUGUACAUUGAUGUUCCAAGCAAGUGUUACUAUUUGAUUGAUAUAAUAAAAGAGGAAGUAAAUAUUCCUGAACAUCAUUUCUAAUAGUUGACAAUAUAAGAAUAAUGAUUAUGACUCGGUUAUUUUCAAAUAUUAUUAUUGUCUUCAAUUUAUGUUAGCUGAUUUAAAAUAUUUUAUUAUAUUAGUCUUUAAAGUCAUACCAAAUAUUUAUAUUAAUCUUUUUAUAUGGCUAGUGAGAUUUAAAUUUACUUUAUAGGGUUAAAUUACUUUAUACGACAAUGUUAAUUAAAGUGAAAAUUUUGUCUAAAAUAAUGUUAUAUUGAUUCUUAUAAGAAACGUUAUAAUCAUUAGAGCAUAAAGGCAGAUUGAAUGAAAUUUCAUACUAUUUACCCCCAUCUUUAUGUUUAUUAAUUUUUGGUCCCACAAUACUUUGUCUAAAUUGAGUAGAUAUUAUAAAUAGUGGCUGGAUAUUUUGUACCAUCUGAUUUAUUACUUUGGCUGUAACAAAAAAUGGAUCUUAAAACAAUGUCGGAUUUAUAUUUUUGAAUGAUUGGGCAUUUUGCAAUUUUUAAAAGUGGAAUAUUUUUAUUCCGACCUUGUUUCUUCUUGCAACGUACCAAUCACUUCAAGUAAUUCACUUGCAUACGUCAUAACAGGAUCGACACCACGUUAUUUUGUUUUAAUACCAUCCUAUGUUGUCGUGUCAUGGUUCGUUAUAAAUAUUGUCUUGCACCAAAAUGUACCAACACCACUAGUACUACACCAAAUAACGUAUUUUUAAGUAUCUCCAAGGAAGAAAAAUUAUGGAAAUAAAGGUGUAAUACAAUAAAAAGGGAGAGUAAAAGAAAUACUCUUUUAUUAAUUACAAGUAAACAUUUUGGGCAGAGUACGACUUCCGUGGCGCCGCGAUUUAACAGCGGAUUUGACUUAAUUAAGCCAAAAUAAAUCGAAAAUGAAGAAUGAAAUUUUUUAAAUCUCGCUUCGUUUUCGAGAUAUCGAUACUUAAAGUUAUAAUCAAAUGUU